ACGGUGGUUAUGGAGAUGAAGCUAGAGAAAUGGGUGGAAGUAAAAACUACACAAAAUAAAUGCGAAAUAUUAGUAUAUUAAUUUGUGAUGCUUCAGCACCACUGUUAUGGUUACUAAAACCAGACCAAAGUUUUAUGUCAAUCAGUUUAAGUAGAAUUGAUUAGUUUAAUUGAAUGCCAGCACUGUUUUUCGAUGUCUGUUUUGAAAGCUGUUUCGAUUUCAAUCUAAAUUAAUUUGACUUUAUAACGUCACAUAUAGACGGACAGCGAAACAACAUUUGGGAAAUGCUUGUGCAUCUCGCCUUCUUGAAGGGAUUUGACUGACCCCGGUACAGCAGGCAAGGACUACAAUUUGAUUUUGCCGUGCGUUUUUAAUGACGCUGAAGCUGUGCCUAGAGAAUGCCACACAAGAUAGGGUUUGUAGUGGUCAGUUCCUCUGGACAUGAGGAUAACUACAAUGCCAAGGAGCUGAUGGUUCAUGCCCCCACAGUCAAUGGAUGGAGAUCAGCCAGGUUUUGCCCAUACCCUCAGGAAAUUACUCUACAGCUGGUGGAGCGCUGCCGCAUCCGGAAGCUACAACUACUGGCCCACCAGUACAUGAUCUCAGCAAAGAUUGAGUUCUACAUCAGCGACAGUCUGCCAGAGUCCUUUUCACCCAAUCCAUCAGACAGGUUCUGCAGGCUUGGGUAUGUAUCUCUUUCAGACAAUGAGAAAACAGGGUUUAAAGCUCGGGAGCUGAAGUCUGUUCACGUGGAUGCAGUUGGAACAUAUCUGAAGCUGAUCUUUCACAAAAACCAUAUAAAUCGCUACAAUCUGUAUAAUCAGGUUGCAUUAGUUGCUAUAAAUGUUCUUGGAGACUCGGUAGACAGCAGUGAAAUGGAUGUGAUUCCAACGAGGGACCAGCUGAUUGAACAUUAUCUCAACAGCAUUCACAAUGAUGUCACCCUGGAAGGAACCUAUUUAAGUAAAUCUGAUUCGAUCUCCCCACUGGACGACCUGGCAUUCGACAUGUACCAAGACCCGGAGGUGGCUCAGAUAAUCCGCCAGCUGGACGAGAAGAAACACGAGGCAGUGCGGCAGGAGAGGUUCGACCUUGCCAAGAAGCUGAAGCAGGCCAUCGCCGACUUGCAGAAGGUUGGGGAGCACCUUGGCCGUUAUGAGGUAGAAAAACGCUGUGCCAUUGACAAGGAGGACUAUGACUUGGCCAAGCAGAAGAAACAGCAGAUGGAUGAAUACCGUCUGAAAGUGUAUCAGCAGCUUGAGAUACACAAUUUGCUUGACAUGGGCUCGAUCCGGAAGAUGGCAGACCUCCCAUUGGAGCCCCUGAGCCAUCCUGCUUCUCCUCAGCAGGUGAAACCGGCAGAAAUUCCGCCCCAAAAGAAAAGGGAAAAAAAGCCGGAGAAACCCCCCGAUCCAGAGCCGUCACUCCCCGCCAGGCCCAUGACCCCACUGCAAACCCCAAGCCCGCCAUCCACUGUGGCCCGGCCAGAGCCGCCCAAGAUCAGCGUCAGCGCCCUGCCAUACGACGAGAGGCCUCUUCCUGCUCUGCGCAAACAAACGGGAGAGCGGCAGAGCCAGCUGGAAGAGUCGCCCCCCCCAGACUCUUCCAGGACCCCCAGGACCCCGGGCAUCACUGGAGAGCCAGAGCCCCUGACAGAGAAGGCUCUCAGGGAGGCCACCUUCGCCAUUGAGGUGUAUGGAGAGGGACUGGUGGCAGGGGCCUACUCAAAGACCUGGUCUUACCGCGAGGACGCCUUGGUAGCUGUUUAUAAGAAGCUCAUGGAUGUUCCAUCAGGAAUGCCUAAGGAAGAACUGAAGACCUUGUUGCGAGCCGCUAUCUUUUUGGUCAGGAAAUCCCUCUCGGAUAAGGUGUCUUCUGUUUUCCAAGCCUCCCUGAAACUUCUGAAGAUGGUAAUAACCCAGUUCAUCCCCAAGCACAAGCUGGGCAGAGUGGAGGCUGCACAUUGUUUGGAGCAGACCUGGCCAAACUUGAUUCUUAGAACUGGAGACUCGGCUACCCGACUUCGUGUUGUGGCUACAAACUUCAUCCAGGAGAUGGCGCUGUUUAAAGAGGUCAGGCCCCUGCAGGUCAUCCCCGCUGAGCUGGUGAAGCCCAUGAAGUCCAACACCCCCAGCCGCCUGGCUCUCAGUCAGGUGGAGCUGCUGGAGAAGCUCCUGAAGGAGCUGGGCACCGAUGGCUCUGGGUUCACCAUCAAUAACGUGAUGCGGUUUGCUAUAGGUGCACUGGAGCACAGUACUUCAGAGGUGCGUGAAACAGCUUCCCGGAUUAUCCAGGACAUGUACCGCCAGCACAAGAGCGCUAUUACGGACUACCUGCCUCCGGAUGACGCCAGCACUCGCAGGAACGUCCUCUAUAAAAACAUCUUUGAUGGGUUUGCAAAAAUUGACGGGCGCCCUGCGGAGACACAGACCAAGACACUGAAGAAGGCUGCCAGGCAGGAGGCAGAGAAGGAGAAGAAGGAGGAAAUCCGGGCUCUUCAGGAGCAGCUGGCAGCCCUGAAGGACCUUACAACCAAUGGCAAGGACAAAAACAAGGUGAAAGACAAGGAGGCUCACAAACCCACAAAGGCAGGGUUUCGAAAAGUUCCCCCUGCUCAUCCCCCAGAUAUUGCUGACGACGACUCUUCUUUUGCAAAUUAUUUAGACAACCUAUGUAUAUUUUGUGGUGAAAAGGACGACUCGUUCACAGAGGAAGGUCUGGAUCUGCAUUACUGGAAGCAUUGCCCCAUGUUGAGCCGCUGCGAUCUCUGCAGACAGGUGGUUGAGAUAGCCAGCAUGAGUGAACACUUGUUGUCCGAAUGCGAAAGCAAGAGUAACUUGACCAAGUGUCAGCGCUGUGCUGAGGCUGUUCCCAAAGAUGAGCUGUCUGAACAUGUCCGAAGCAAAGCCUGCAAUCCUCCUAAAUCGGAGAAACUGUCCAACCACUGUUCAUUAUGUCAUGAAAAUUUCACGCCUGGAGAUGAGGCCUGGAAAGCUCACCUGAUGGGGAGGGACGGGUGCAAACAGAACUCGCGCAGGGUCCCAGCCCUCCAGAGGACACAGCAGAUACAAGGGAAAAUGGGUCCAUCUGCAACAAAGCAAGCUCCCUUGGGGAUGAGAGGUCGGUCCAUGGCUACAUCAAGCAAGAUCCCAGCCCCCAGAGCAGGAGUCAACAAAAUGGGGGGCCGUAACCCAGUCAAGCGGUGACCCUGAAUUUCUCCCUGCUGAGCGAGGCAGUGGGGUUCCUUACAGAAGCUCUUUUUGAGGUGCCACAUGGGCUACAUGUGUCAUAGUUUCCACAGUUUAAUAAUGAUUCCUUUUCUAUUUUCUAUUUAAUGUGUGUUUUACCUGUGUGCUAGGGGCUCCUCUGUCCGUGCUGUGCCAGUGUUACUAUUCUACUAAUUUAUCUAUCGUUAUUUUUUUAUUACUUGGGAGGAAUCUGUUUUUAAGUGCAUUCAAGACCCAUAAUGUAUAAAUAACGAUCUUAGGCAAAUUUCACUAUCAUAGCAGUGGUUUUUUAAAAAAAAAGACUUCAUAUGUGUGAACUGAUGAUGGACGGAAGUUAUUGUUAAUAUUAGAAGUACAUCUUCACUGAAAAGAGGAAACUGUUUUGUUUUGCGGAAGGUUGGGUUUUUGUGCUAGUGGUUUUUUUUACCACCUUAGCAAAGUAGCAAACAAUUAUAAUUGAAGAGUGUUCAAUUAGCUUUAUUGAUACAGAUUAGCCUUUUGCCAAAUAUAAAUGUUUGUUUUUCACACUUUUCUUUGAUAGCUUGUUUGGGUAUUCAUUACAUUUCUAUUGACCAAAAUAAAAUACAAAAGUAAUUUACUUUUCAUGUUCCAGCAAAGAAAGCCUGAUAUCUGAAAGUUUUUUAAUAAUUGCUUUGCAGUAUUAUAUGUUGUUUGUUUUGAGAAAAGUAGACUUUAUAAGAAAAAUGUGAUGAGAUUUGUUUUAACUGACUGUUUGGUGUUCAUAUUUUAAAACCAAAAGAAAUAUAUUUGUUCACAAACUUACUCAAAAUCAGACUAUUAAUUCUGGAAAAAAGUAAUAUUCUGAUUUUUUAAGAACAAUAUCUAUCAAAGCUAGUUUAUUCCAUAAAUAUAGCCAGGUGUGCAGAAUUCUUUGUAGAAUUUGCAGAAUUUUAACAUUAAAGUCCUGUAUACUUUGUGUGGAGUUCAUCACAACGUCUUGUAGGUUAUGAUGAAAAUGUAAUUGUAACAAUGAAAAGGCAAAACAAGAUUUCCUUUCAGACAAGACUAAAUGAACAUGUCCUUUACUCUGUUAUUCUUCGUGCUUUGGUCUAUACUGAAAAAUACUGUCUAGUGGCCUUCCUGUGGUUUUAGCUCAUAGUUCUAAACUAGGCUGUGUCCUGCUUGGUGUUUUUUUCAAACACUUUGUUUAAAAUUGGUCAGAUCAAUUUUCUUUUCUUCUAGCACCUUUUAGUAAACUAACCACAGACUCUAACACAUGCAACCUGGUUCCCCUUUCACAGCACUGAUGAGACUAAGAAAAGGUUACAUAAUUUACCUGAGCCCCAAAAGAAGUAAUUCCUUAAUGUAUGUGAACUGCAGAGGAUGAUACAACCAUAAGAACAUGUGUAGCUCAUACAUGAAUAAUUGCUGUACUUGUUUAUCCUAACUAUGGAAGAAUAGACACCUCGAUGUGACAGUGACUCUUUUGUAGUCAUGGCUGCUAUAUGAUACUCAUCAUGAAAAUGUGUGAGUGAAUGUGCUAGAGUCAUUUAAGAGCAGAAAAAGUGGACCAUUGAAGGAAACCACAGCCUGUACUGUAUCUAUGGAUAUACAUCUGUAGGGAAACUGGAGAAUUUUCCUUGAUAAAUACUGACAUUAGAGAUGUUUGUUGAUAUAAAAAGUAGUUAUGCAGUCAAAUGCUUCCUACCUUGGAAUUGUGAUUGAAGCUACAGCUUAGUCAUCAAAAGAUUCAAUGGCAAAAGUCAAUAACUGAAAGUACUAUAUACUAUGUGGAAUACCCCUGUAGUUGAGUGCUUUUCUUUUGCACUUAAAAGUUUUUUAUACAGAUUUCCUUAACUGUUCUUGUUUGGAGCUGUGCAUUUACUGUCAUUUAUCCACAUUAGAACACAUCUUUGGGUUACUCUGAAUUAGGAUUGUGAAAUGGAUUGUAUAAAUCUUUUUUCUGUAUUUUUUGUAAUUUAGUGUUUUUGUGUAGUGUCAUCAUACGACAUACUUCUCAUGUUUUAAACCCUACUGUAUUUAAUUUUAUUUGUUGUGUGUAACUAAUUUGUCCAACAUGAUUUUGUUUAUGUUGUGUGUCUAAAUUUGUCAUCAGAGAACUUAAAAUACAGUACAUCACAGCAGACAGUGGCUUUCCAAAGUUUCAAAAUAGGGAUACUGGAAAUAGUCUUUAAUGAAGCACUUACUCAAUAAUUAAGGUAAUGUAACAUUGCUUAAAUGUUAAAUGUUCAGGUCAAAUUAAAAAUAGUUUAUGCUAAAGAGGAACAUUAAUAAAUAAGUUGUUCCUCUUAAAAAAUAAAUCUAUCGAUUUAAUGUGUCAACAAAUCAUUGUUAGUACUUUUAAGUGCAAGUGAUAUGUAAUUAAUGUUAUAGAAACUGUGCACGUGUGAUGGAGUAUAGGUUAAUUUAUUGCUGCUUAAAUAUUUUUAAUUAAUUUGUAUUUCCCAAGUAGUUAUUUUGCUGCCUUUCUUAAUAUUUUCAAUCAAUGCAAAUUUAAGACAAAUGUUCUUGUCUUCAAGCAGCAUCACACUGAUAAGUUACAAAUUCUAUGAAAAUCACAAGUGAGAUUAAUCUGAAUUUAACCAAAUGCACUGCAAAGUAUAUCUGUAAAGAAUGAAUUUACUCCGAUUAUUAAGAUUAGUGUGGCAGUCAUGUAUGUGAGCAGUCAUGCAUCUAGACAUCGUCAAGCUUUCAUGGCAUAACAGCAAAAGAAGAGUUAUAUGUUUCAUUAAUCACUCACAUCAAUAAACAAUGUCCUUAAACAUA
This is a messenger RNA of Lepisosteus oculatus (spotted gar), 5975 nucleotides long. RefSeq names its product centrosomal protein 104 (gene cep104). Gene Ontology annotation, cellular component: cilium. Gene Ontology annotation, molecular function: protein binding. Lineage: Eukaryota; Metazoa; Chordata; Actinopteri; Semionotiformes; Lepisosteidae. The record is from RefSeq and is a predicted model, not a curated record.